CAUUCUCUUGCUUUCUCACAAGUCACGACUCUAAAUCCCAUUCCUUAAUUCUCACGACAUUCGCCAAUUUCGUUCUCCCCAAAUCUAAAUCCUAAAACCCUAGCCCCAACCCAACUAUUGCAAGCUCCAAUCCAUCUACCAGCGGCGACGAGAGCCCGAACAGUUCAACCCAGGAAUCAGUGCCUUACCAAAUACCCCGCCCAACGCUGGCACCAUAUUCCCAAGCUCCGCCGCCGGUUGAAUUUUUUCCCCUGCUCACAUCGCAACUGGCUGCCGAGCCUAAUUUACACAUACACGCAGGCAACACACCCCUUGGUGGUUCUGGUGUGAUAUGGAUAGCGCAAAACAAAACAAAAUUAGAAAGUUUGAGGAAUUCGUUGACCGGCGCUUGAAACCUGAUCUUGUGCAUGCUAUUGCUCAACGGGACAAAGUCUUUGAGCAACAGAAGAUUUUCUCUGAUCUUAGAAGAAACAUUGAAAAUUUGGAGAAGAACAGUGUUACCAGUCUGAGGACGCUGGUCAACCUUGGUUCUGAAGUUUAUAUGCAAGCUGAUGUGCCAGAUACGCGGCAUAUAUUUGUAGAUGUUGGACUUGGAUUCCAUGUGGAGUUUACCUGGUCUGAAGCUCUAAACUUCAUAGCUGCCAGGGAAGAAAAGUUAUCCAGGCAAAUAGAAGAGUACACUAGCCUGAUUGCAUCAAUAAAAGCUCAGAUUAAGAUGGUAUGUGAAGGAAUAAGAGAGCUACUCCAGCUACCAGUUACUGAGCUCUAACCAAUAUCAUCGAACUCUGGGGACAUUUCCCGCCCAAAUUUUGGCCUUGCUCACUGAAAUCCCAUUAUUCAGAUCAUGAGAUUAGGGGACUCGAAACAUCUGAUCAUAUGUCUGACGACAGUUCAUUUGAAAUUUUGUACUAUACAAGUCAUUAUCAUGGUUGCCUGUCUUAAGCUCUCAAGAUAGCAUUGGCAACAUGCAGCUACAACUUAUACUGAAAAUAUCCAGAACUAAAUUUUCUUUCAUAUUAAUUUUGA
Molecule: messenger RNA, 1026 nt
Organism: Sesamum indicum (sesame)
Lineage: Eukaryota; Viridiplantae; Streptophyta; Magnoliopsida; Lamiales; Pedaliaceae
Product: Prefoldin chaperone subunit family protein
Biological process (GO): positive regulation of transcription by RNA polymerase II
Cellular component (GO): mediator complex
Molecular function (GO): transcription coregulator activity
Source: RefSeq, a predicted model, not a curated record